Messenger RNA from Somion occarium, 859 nucleotides. Lineage: Eukaryota; Fungi; Basidiomycota; Agaricomycetes; Polyporales; Cerrenaceae. The record is from the annotation of a GenBank genome assembly.
UCAAGGUAUGCAUGGAGGAGGAAGGAAAGGGAAGCAUUGAAUUACAAUGGGGACCCAACGACAAAAUGCUGCAUAUUAUGCAACGUCUUGAAGCCAUAAUACGUAUUCCACUUGCCUCAUGGAGAUUGACAGGCGAAGGCAAACUUCUGGACCCUACCAUGAUCCUGGCGUCGCGGUAUCCUUUGCUGCACAAGAAGAAUGAACUUGGCAGAACUUCUUUUAGUUCCGAACACAUCGUGGACUGAAUACGUCACGACCACGCCCAAGAAAUACCCAUGGAAACACUUUCCGAUAGAAGCUUCGGAUUCUCCUGACCCUUUAGAGAAAGCCAAAGCUGCAUUUCAUCUUCUGAACCCGCAGCCAUCAAGACACUGGCAAACAUGCCUAGAACAACGUCACUUCGCGGACGCGUUGAGAGAUGGACUCCGUUUAGCCGACUUUCCCAGCCAAGAUAUUGACCGCAUGAAUAUCCAAAUUCGAAUGAGCAUCAAAUCAGUCAUAACGAGUACUGCACUUAGUCAAGAUGAAAAGAAGAUUCUGGCGGAUGGCGUUGUUCCAAUGAAGUUCUACAUGACUGAUGACGAUAUCACAAUCAGAGAUGCAACGAUAUUCACUCGAGUUCACUCACCAAUUAAACCCGUAUCGGUAGACGUCUUCUGGCUUUGGCACCAUCGCAUGCGGUUGAACGACGUCGAGUGGUACUGCAGCUUGAUGUACCGAGUUCUCGACCCUCUCACCGCCUCUAACUCUCGACUCAACGAUACUCAUUCGAAACCUAGACUGGGUCAGAAGGGUACCUAUUGAUCAACGAAGCUGGAGCUUAGAUGCCGGCGAUGUUCAAAAAAUUCAGUUAGCUUUA